Racocetra fulgida is the source of this 896-nucleotide messenger RNA. The record is from the annotation of a GenBank genome assembly. Lineage: Eukaryota; Fungi; Glomeromycota; Glomeromycetes; Diversisporales; Gigasporaceae.
UGAAAAAAAUAGAAAUAUUAAAAGAAAAAAAAAUAUAUGUUUCUAAUAAGUUAACAGAAGCUCUUAGUGUUAAAACAUAUUUUACUCCAUUAUGGCAAUUAAGUUAUAAUGCAGAUUUAACAGUCUUACAGAGAAAAAUUAAUGCAUUAAAAAAUUAUAAAGAACUACAAAAUAAGUUUAAAAAUUUAACUGAUAACAAUAAAAAAUUGAAAUUAUAUGGGCAAAACAAUAAAUUAUAUGUGCAAAACAAAUCAAAAUUCUUUUCAAAGUCUAAAGAUGAUGAACUUCAAGUGAAAAAAAAUCUAUUUGAGAAGCAUAUAAGAAAAUUUAUUGAAAUUCUUAAUAAAGAAACAGUACAUACAGGACUUUCAAUCGAUCAGAAGACUAAAAAAAGUGAUGCAAACGAGACAAUUGUUGAGUUUAAACUAAAAGAAAUCUUGAAUAACUUUGGAAAAGAAAGAUUGGCAAAAGAUCAAGAUGUUGCUUGGUUAAUGAGAGAGACAAAGUUUGCACAUAAAAAAAAAACUGAGUUAAUUCAAAUUGCAACUAAAUAUAAAGAAAAAUUAGACCUAUUAGAGAAAGAAGUAAACUAUGUUGUCGAUACAUUAAGGAAAGGUAUUAAAGCUAAAAUAAAUUCUGAUUUGGAAAAGGAAAUAAAUUUUAAAUCCAAAAAAUUAAAGUUAGAGGAUCAAAUUAAAGAGUUAGAAAACAAUAGCGAUCUAAAAAUUUUGCAAACAAUAUUAGAUGAAUUAACUCAAGAAAAUAUAGAAUUAAAAAAUUUAAUUCACAAAAAUUCUAAAUUCAUAAUGGAGCUAAACAAACGAAUAAAUUUUUCAAGGUCUAAAGAGAAAAGGGAUAAUGAAUUAAAUGAAAAUAUUAAAAAAAAUAGAAUAUGA